Molecule: messenger RNA, 794 nt
Organism: Morus notabilis
Lineage: Eukaryota; Viridiplantae; Streptophyta; Magnoliopsida; Rosales; Moraceae
Product: cytochrome b5
Exons: 3
Coding region: 169-567 (132 amino acids)
Cellular component (GO): endoplasmic reticulum; membrane
Molecular function (GO): heme binding
Source: RefSeq, a predicted model, not a curated record
ACCAACCCCAUACCAAAUCAAACCGGAUUUUGAUCUCACCAACCCCCUUCUCUCUCUCUCUCCAUUUGCUAUUCAAAGCCCAGACACAGCUUUUGGAGUGUGAAGAGCACAAGUACUUUAGGUCCGUUUCCAAAAGCUUACCACUCGUGAGAUCUCUCUACUCUUAUAAUGGGCAAAGUUUACACCUUGGCCGAGGUUUCUCAGCACAACAACCGCGAAAAGUGCUUGCUCGUCAUUCAUGGCAAGGUUUAUGAUGUGACAAAAUUCUUGGAAGAUCAUCCCGGUGGUGAUGACGUCUUACUAUCAAGCACAGGAAAAGAUGCAACCAAUGACUUUGAGGAUGUGGGACACAGUUCAAGUGCAAAAGCAGUGAUGGAUGAGUUCUAUGUUGGAGAUAUUGACACAGCAACUAUUCCUGCUAAGGUCCAAUACACACCACCAAAGCAGCCUUAUUACAAUCAGGACAAGACGUCACAGUUCAUCAUCAAGGUCCUUCAAUUACUUGUUCCCCUUGUUAUUCUGGGUGUGGCUGUGGGAAUCCGCUUCUACACCAAAUCAGCAGCAUAAAAAGUUGAACUUCUGAAUAGAGGGAAAACCAAAAAAAAAAAAAAAAAAAAUCGAAAAACAUUGACAAUAAGAUGUUGAUAAUACUGGUGGGAGGAUACCACUUUUUUUUUUAUUUCUUAUUUUUUUGAAUUUUGAAUUUUGACUUGUUCCUGGUAAUGGGUUUGUGCUUGCUUUUGCCUUCUCUUUUGCCACUCUUAGUGAAAUCUCAUGUUGUCUUACUGCUUUCA